Cucurbita maxima (winter squash) is the source of this 2172-nucleotide messenger RNA. Its product is annotated as nucleobase-ascorbate transporter 1-like. Gene Ontology annotation, biological process: transmembrane transport. The coding region runs from base 110 to 1969 and encodes 619 amino acids. Gene Ontology annotation, cellular component: membrane. Lineage: Eukaryota; Viridiplantae; Streptophyta; Magnoliopsida; Cucurbitales; Cucurbitaceae. The record is from RefSeq and is a predicted model, not a curated record. The transcript is spliced from 14 exons. Gene Ontology annotation, molecular function: transmembrane transporter activity.
UGAAAUAAAGUAAAUACCUGUAUUUGUGGGGUACGCCAUUUGCAGGCCAUUUAUUACUGUACUAUUCAGGAUGAAAAUUUGGAUGGCUAUUUCGUAGUUAUGAGCAUAAAUGAGGGGUAUUUUCGUCAUCGUACUCCAAGUCAGAGAGAGAGGAAGGAAAGAAGGGAAAAGGAGGAAAAAAAGGAGGAAAAAAAAGAAGAGGGUUCUCAACUACAGCGAAGGGAGGCUUGGCGUUGGAGGGUUUCUGCUUUGCAUAUUGUUCUUUUUCAUUUCUUUCCCUCUUGCUUUUGCUCUUCACUUUAUAUCUAUACUUUACCCUUUCUUCUUCUUCUUCUUCUUCGUUUCGACCAAAAGCAGCUGUGUCUGUGAGAAGAAGAAGAAAAACAAAGAAAAGAAGGCCACAACAAUGGAGGACAUCACUCACCCUCCCAUGGAACAGCUCCAAGACCUUGAGUACUGCAUAGACUCCAACCCCUCUUGGGCUGAAACCAUCCUACUAGCUUUUCAGAAUUACAUUCUGAUGCUAGGCACCAAUGUGAUGAUUCCAUCUUUAAUCGUCCCAGCAAUGGGUGGAGACAAUGGAGACAAAGCACGAGUCAUUCAGACUCUUCUUUUUGUAGCUGGCUUAAACACACUUCUCCAAGCACUGUUUGGAACUAGAUUACCAGCAGUAGUUGGAGGCUCCUUUGCCUAUGUUGUUCCUAUAGCUUACAUUGUCGGAGACUCAUCAUUGCAACGGAUUACCGAUUCUCAUGAAAGAUUUUUACAUACAAUGCGUGCCAUCCAAGGAGCUCUCAUUGUUGCCUCAAGCAUACAGAUCAUUCUCGGUUACAGCCAAGUUUGGGGCUUACUCUCACGCUUCUUCAGUCCAUUGGGAAUGGCUCCUGUUGUCGGAUUGGUUGGCCUUGGCUUGUUUCAACGAGGAUUUCCAGUGCUGGGGGAGUGUGUGGAAAUAGGGUUGCCCAUGCUCAUACUUGUCAUUGGAUCAUCACAAUAUCUAAAGCAUGUGAGACUCUUCAGAGAUCUUCCAAUUUUUGAGAGAUUUCCAGUGUUGAUCUGUGUCACAAUUGUUUGGAUCUAUUCUGUUAUCUUAACCGCGAGCGGGGCGUAUCGGCACAAGCCCAUAAAAACCCAGUUAAGCUGCCGAACUGAUAGAGCAAAUCUUAUUACCACUGCCCCAUGGUUCAAGUUUCCAUACCCUUUGCAAUGGGGUCCUCCUACUUUUUCAGCUGGUCAUUCAUUUGCUAUGAUGGCUGCUGUUUUUGUUUCAAUGGUUGAGUCAACCGGUGCAUACAAGGCAGCCGCUCGCUUGGCAAUUGCCACCCCUCCUCCUGCUUAUGUACUGAGCCGAGGCAUUGGCUGGCAGGGGAUUGGCGUCCUGCUGAACGGUCUCUUUGGAACAACCACUGGUGCAACGGUUGCUGUGGAAAAUGUGGGACUUCUUGGGCUUACCCGAGUCGGAAGUCGAAGGGUUGUUCAAAUUUCUGCUGGUUUCAUGAUAUUUUUCUCUACCUUGGGUAAAUUUGGAGCUGUCUUUGCAUCCAUACCAAUCCCCAUCUUCGCUGCACUCUACUGUGUACUCUUCGGCCUUGUCGCUUCGGUCGGAUUAUCAUUUCUCCAGUUCACAAACAUGAAUUCAAUGAGAAACCUCAUCAUCACAGGACUUUCACUGUUUCUCGGAUUAUCCAUCCCCCAGUUUUUCAAUGAAUACUGGAACCCUACCCACCGUGGGCUUGUUCAUUCGAACGCUGGAUGGUUCAAUGCGAUUAUGAACACAAUAUUCUCGUCGCAAGUAACAGUGUCGUUGGCAGUGGCUGUGUUGCUUGACAACACAUUGGAGGUAGAAAAAUCAAAGAAAGAUAGAGGAAUGCCAUGGUGGGUGAAGUUCAGAACGUUCAGAGGAGACAACAGAAAUGAAGAGUUCUAUACUUUACCAUUCAAUCUUAACAGAUUUUUCCCGCCAACUUAGAAUUUGAAUUUCAGCUUAGCCUUCUUCUCUACCCCACUCAGAUUAACAAAACCCUUGGCCUGAUCUCAAUCUUUUGUUUUUUGUCUUUCUUUACAUUUUUUGUGGACCAUUUGUAAGUGGGUCCUGGACGAUCGUAGAGAAUUUGAUCCAUGCUUUUGUAGAUGCAAUAAAAAUAUGAGGGAAAUUAGGGUUCUAAAGUCCAA